AUGCCUUGUAAGUUUUUAACGUUAGAAGCUGCGUUAGAUUAUUUCCACAGCUUAUCCGACAGCGAACUUGAUGACGAACACGAGCAUGAUCUUCGUAUUUUGCUACCUGAUAAAGACGCGAGUCUGAGUGAUGAAGAACACAUAAACGGUGAAGCCUUAAAUGAAGUUUAUCCUAAAGGUGUCUGCGGCCAGGUUGACUUGAUGCUUAGCGAUGUAGAUACAGGUUCAAAUAGUUCAGAUGAUCAGCUUCACAAUUCAGGAUAUCAAAAGGGAAGCACAACCUCAUGCUCGACUGCAAAAGCAAAGAAGUGGAAACAAGAAUCCUAUCUCAGGUGGAAAAAAUAUGCUAAAGAAGUUGUACGGUUUGUCAGAAAACGAGCGAAAACGGGAAUUGAAUGUGAAAAGAGACUCCGUUCAUCUUGCUUCCCCCAAUACCAUGGACAAUAA
Uloborus diversus is the source of this 447-nucleotide messenger RNA. RefSeq lists its product as uncharacterized. The record is from RefSeq and is a predicted model, not a curated record. The transcript has 2 exons. NCBI's taxonomy places the organism in Eukaryota, Metazoa, Arthropoda, Arachnida, Araneae, Uloboridae. Bases 1 to 447 code for a protein of 148 amino acids.